Messenger RNA from Doryrhamphus excisus (bluestripe pipefish), 2144 nucleotides. Its product is annotated as retinal homeobox protein Rx2-like. The record is from RefSeq and is a predicted model, not a curated record. NCBI's taxonomy places the organism in Eukaryota, Metazoa, Chordata, Actinopteri, Syngnathiformes, Syngnathidae. Gene Ontology annotation, biological process: positive regulation of transcription by RNA polymerase II. Gene Ontology annotation, molecular function: RNA polymerase II cis-regulatory region sequence-specific DNA binding; DNA-binding transcription factor activity, RNA polymerase II-specific.
UGAAGGCUUUAGGCUCAUUAAGAAUCAGGACUGAUCUGUGCAACACCUCCUGCCGGAGAGGCAGCAGCUCCGGCUCGGCUCGGCUUGGGCCAGCUGGCAGAGGAGAAACCCGCAAGGACCCAUUUAACCCCUCCCCUCAAUGACGGUGGUGAUGGCCACCAUUGGGCCAGUCCUGGUGAAUUUUCUUUAUAUAUAUAUAUAUAUGUAUAUAUAUAUAUAUUUUUUUUUGGUGACAAAAAAAAAUCCCCCCAAAAGUGGAAGUGGUGGUCUUUCCAGUGGGCGAGCAUUUAAGCUAAAAGUCCAUCUCUUGUGUCUCUUCUAAUGAAGGGAUUAGUGCACACUCUCGCUAUACAAGCCAUUCUCUGGCGCACAAUAGCUUUUUUUGAAAGAAAGUUUUGUCGAGGCUUCAUUAGCGAUGGCCUCCAACCGGGCGCUGAAUGCAGGACACAUUUGGACCAAUUACUUGGGCAGAAAACAACUGUCAGUCAUUCUUAAAGGGGAAGGAUCCCAAUGAAUAAACCCCAUAAUCCUUGGUCUUCCUUGUGGUCCUUUGUGGGUUUUCUUAACGGGUUAGUUUGGUUCAUGGAUGAAAUGCCGUCAGCAGAUCCUUUGCUCACUUGAGUGCAGGGGGGGGGGGAUUUGGAGGACUUAACGUGGAGCAACAAGUGCCACUGAAGACCGGAUAGUGUCAGUUGACUACUUAGAGGCUCCAGGGACACCAUGUGCACAAAGUAGAAGCUAACGACAACCAUGUGAGUUUGUUGGACUUUCCGCAGCACCCGGUCCAUCUGCUAGGGAGUAACCCAGAAACCCAACUUCUAGAUCAAAGACCCAAAUACGGAUGCAAUUGUCAAUGGAUGCCCUGGGAAUCGUGGAAGACAGUUGCCUUGACAACUAUGACAUAGCAAAAGGUGCCGGGUCCAGUUCCUCCGGGGUCAGGGUCCACAGCAUCGAUGUCAUCCUGGGCUUCACCAAAGACCAGGACCCCCUGCUCCACACUGUGAACGAUGACAGCCAAAACGGUGGUAGGGAAAACGCAGAAAAGCAGGACCCGUACGGACAUCUUGCAGAACUGGGAGGUGACAACUCUCAACAUUCAUCCUACCACGCAUCAGAUCUGUUCUCCAGCGGCAAAUGCGAUGAAGGGAUGAGCGGCAUGCAAAAGGACAUAGACGUGGCCAAGGACUCCCCCAAGAACAACGUGGAGGAAGAGCACUCCAAAAAGAAACACCGGAGGAAUCGAACCACCUUCACCACCUACCAGCUGCAUGAGCUGGAACGCGCCUUCGAGAAGUCACACUACCCGGACGUCUACAGUCGGGAAGAGCUGGCCAUGAAGGUCAACUUGCCCGAGGUCCGCGUCCAGGUCUGGUUCCAGAACCGCAGAGCCAAGUGGCGCCGACAAGAGAAGAUGGACACCACCACCAUGAAGCUGCACGACUCGCCCAUGCUUUCCUUCAACCGGCCCUCAAUGACCCCCAGCAUGGGUCCGGUACCCAACGCCAUGCCCCUGGACCCCUGGCUCACCUCGCCGAUUCCCAGUGCCACGCCCAUGCACACCAUCCCCGGCUUCAUGGGCUCGCCUCAAGCGCUGCAACCAGCCUAUCCCGGCCACGGCUUCCUCAACAGCCCGUCGGGUUUGGUGCAAGGGAUGCAGCCCAUCGGGGGGCCACCGCCCUACCAGUGUUCAGCCGGGUUCAAUGACAAAUACCCCAUGGAGGACGACAGGAGCUCCAGCAUCACAGCGCUGAGGAUGAAGGCCAAAGAGCACAUUCAGUCCAUGGAUAAAACAUGGCAACACAUGUGACCGUUUUUUUUUUUUUUGGUUUGUUUUUGGCUGCUCCAGUUGAAUGUUUACAUUCUGUGUUUUGUACCAUGGAGAGGAUUUACAAGCACAGGAAUCUUUUCUUACUUGUCUUGUAAAUAAUUGAAUGUACCCAUUUGGAUGGAUUUAUUAAGGAUACAUUUUUGGUUAAAUAUGCAGACUUAUAUACAGUAUACUGUAUAUAUACAGUAUAUUGGGGGGGCAAGGGGAAGAAAAGACUUGUUCUUGUCAUUCGUCACGAUGACUUCAAACUCCAGUGACCAGUGUCUCUAUAGGUUCAACAAUCUUCUAUUAGAAUAAAUGUCUGGACUGUGUGCUA